Symbiodinium pilosum is the source of this 1017-nucleotide messenger RNA. Lineage: Eukaryota; Dinophyceae; Suessiales; Symbiodiniaceae. The record is from the annotation of a GenBank genome assembly.
AUGAAGCAGAAAGACCAGGAAAACCAGCCCACUCCAGUGCUGAAUGAAUACCUGACAGGGGAGCUCCAGAGCUGCGUGGAGGAUGCCCUGCGGUCCUGCUGGGAAGAUUCUGGCGACGCCAAGGCCCUUUGGGUCAACGCAGAAAUGGCUCGAGGGAUUCAGCUGCUGGACGACCAGAAGGCGGAUGAAGCAGUGCAAGCCUUUACGCGUGUCACGGAGCUGGUCCCCAACUUCGCUGAGGGCUGGCACAAGCGGUCGAUUGCCUACUAUGCCAAGCAGGAAUUCAAGAAGGCGAUAGAGGACUGCAAGAAGGCGCUGGAGCUGAAUCCGCGGCACUACUGGUGCCUGACAGGCAUGGGCAGUUGCCAUUACGAGCUCGACCAGAAGCAGGCAGCCCGAGAAUGCUGGCAGGCAGCGCUCGAGAUUUUCCCGGACAUGCCAGGGGCGCGGGCAAAAAUCGACGAAGCCGAGCUAAAAGACAUCAUGGAUGAGCAUUUGAGGCCGGUCAUUGACCGCUUCGUGGAUGGCUUCCAGCAUGAAAGCCCGGAGCCUGCUAUGGCGCUUUCUGGGGCUAGCCAUUGGGAUGUUCACCGGAUAAAGAUGGACCGGGAAAACUUCCCAGACGUUUGGGCCUACUUCUUCCGCGUCUCUGUACGCCGGCCGUCCCAGGGCGAGGGCGAGGUGAGGAGCCGGGCGCGGUUCUAUGUGCUGCGCGGGCAGGAUGGCAAGGUCUUUCCCUUCACUCGCCCCACAAUUGGCGAAUCGAGCUUCUCGCUGAAUGCAGGAGAUGAGUACAAGUUCUGCUGGUGUCUGCUGACUGGGCGAGAGCUUCAACGAGCUGCGGCCGGAAUGCUGCUGGAAGGUUCGGCAGAUGGACAGCCAGAGUUCCACAGUGAGGAGCUUCCUGUCCUCUUCCCCAUGGGGGCUCCUGAGAUCGAUCCAUCCGAAGCAGCUACCCUCGGCGACGGCUAUACCUUCACCGGGCACCUGGACCUGCGGGCAGUGGCUGGCUUCUAG